AUGUCGCUCCGUGAUAUGGGCAAUGAACAUUUCAAGGCCGGCAUGUACAAGGAAGCCGAGCAACUAUACACUCAAGCAAUUGCAGAGCAUUCUCGUUCCGACCCCAAAGUCUUCUCUAAUCGAUCCCUCACUCGCAUAAAACUGCAAGACUGGCCCGGCGCCGAGUCAGACGCUCGCAAGGCCAUUGAACUCUACGGCACCAAAAAUGCGACCACUGCCAUGAAAUCCCACUAUUACCUUGCCCAGGCCCUUCUACAACAGCGACAUACUGCCGAAGCUUUGGUCCAGGCAAAAUAUGCAUAUUCAGUCUGUCUUGAAAAUAAGGACUCAAGCGCCGAGUUGAUCAGUCAGUUCAUCCUGAAGGCAAAACAGGCGGCAUGGAAGGCCAGGGAGGAUGCGCGCUUGCGAGAUAUGAAUGAAACACUAGCUCUGGUGGAAGAUCUCCUCAACCAGCAGUUGAAGAGAGACCUGGCUGCCGUGGAAGAAAGAUUUCAGCAGGGAGAAAUCGGCGAGACAGGCCGGAAUGAAGAGCGAGCGGAAUUAGAGGAAGAAGCAGAGAACAGGAGAGCAAACAUUCGGAGGGGCUUUCAGGAUCCCGCCAAUCCUGAUACAACAGAACGGGUUGUUCCUGAUUGGUUGAUUGAUCCCAUCACGUUCGAAAUCAUGCAUGAUCCUAUCGUCACGCCUACUGGUGUCUCAUACGAACGUGUCAGUCUUCUAAAGCAUAUCAAAGCUUCCGGAUGUGAUCCCAUAACCCGUGCACCUCUUCGAUCAGAUCAAUUGAUUCCCAACGUCGCCUUAAAAAAUGCCGCUUCCGAGUUUCUCGACAACAACGGCUGGGCCGUGGAUUGGUGA
This is a messenger RNA of Exophiala mesophila, 855 nucleotides long. RefSeq lists its product as uncharacterized. Gene Ontology annotation, biological process: protein polyubiquitination; proteasome-mediated ubiquitin-dependent protein catabolic process; cellular response to misfolded protein. Bases 1 to 855 code for a protein of 284 amino acids. NCBI's taxonomy places the organism in Eukaryota, Fungi, Ascomycota, Eurotiomycetes, Chaetothyriales, Herpotrichiellaceae. The transcript has 3 exons. Gene Ontology annotation, cellular component: cytoplasm. Gene Ontology annotation, molecular function: protein-folding chaperone binding; ubiquitin protein ligase activity. The record is from RefSeq and is a predicted model, not a curated record.